Aphanomyces invadans is the source of this 1491-nucleotide messenger RNA. RefSeq lists its product as hypothetical. Gene Ontology annotation, molecular function: calcium ion binding. Bases 58 to 1419 code for a protein of 453 amino acids. The record is from RefSeq and is a predicted model, not a curated record. NCBI's taxonomy places the organism in Eukaryota, Oomycota, Saprolegniomycetes, Saprolegniales, Verrucalvaceae. The transcript has 8 exons.
CGCGACUUUUCGGAGGUGGCACAGCGACAAGAGCGGCACGAACAAACCAGCACCAGGAUGGCAUCGCGGUACGCCAAAAACAUCAAAGUUCCCGCCGAGUUCCCGGAGCUCCUGCGCAGUUUUGCGCGGGAAGUGCUGCGCCAGCAAGACAAGGUCAAAACGCGGGCCGACAUCCUCCAGUUCGGGAUCAAGUACUUCACCGACGUGACGGAGAAAAACUCGGGGGUGCACAACGGACCCCAAAACGAAAAGGAAGUGUACAUGACCAUGACGGAUGACGAAAUCGAAGAGUACAUGUGGCAGAUCUUUCGAGCGUCCGAUCCUGGAAGUGUUGGCGACUUGGACGAAGGCGAGUUCAAGCGGGUGUUCCACGAAAUUGGCGACUACCUGCGCUUGCAUCCACUCGAGCUCAAGAAGUGUGCUGCGGAAGCUGACGAAAUGGACAAUGGCACGUUUUCGUACGCGUCCUUUAUUCCGUCGGCGCUGCGGGUCAUUUCGACAUUGAAGAAGAAGCGAAACAUCGAGUCACACGACGCAGGGGCAUCCAAAGAAGUCAUUGUGGCCACGCCGCACAGCCUUUCGCAUGGCUUACUGCGGGACGAGUUCGAGAGCUUACUGCGGGAGAUCCUGCACAACAUCGACACAGACAACACGGGCUCAUUGAGCCGGACCGAGUUCAUGGGAUGCCUUCAGGACGCAGACCUGGGCCUGACCCGAAAAGAGACCAAUUUGGUGUUGUUUGACACGCCGAGCGACGAAGCUGGGCGGGUUGCGUACAACGAUGUGAUUCCGAUUGUAUUUGACGUGCUCGUGCAUGCAGCCGCCAACGAUCUGCUCGACAUGCCGAGGACGGAAGAUCAGAUCGAGACGGUGCUGACUCGGGCGCUGGCGAGUGGUGACGAGGACAGCACGGGGUUCCUGUCGUUUGCAGCGAUCAAGACACUACUGCGGUCGGCGGGUCUCGGCCUCACACGGAUCCAAAUCAUUGCGCUCAUGUCCGAAGCUCAAGAAGAAGAAGAUGAUGCCGUCGCGUACGAACGAUUUGUCAAGAACAUUUCGACCAUGGCGCUCCAUUUCCUCGACUACGACCAUCAAGCCAAGAUGGCGCAGAUCGUGCCAGUGUAUCGCAGCACGGAAGAAUAUUUUACCGUGCAGGGCAUGAACCAGCACGAGUUUGAGAACGCCCUCGGGAUUGCGUUUGAAGCGAUCGACGAGACUCAUCGUGGCAGCGUGCCCCGACACGAAGUUGUCGAAGCUAUCCAGAACGCGUUUCCCAAGAUCUCGUCCAAGCAUGUGUCGACACUGUUGGCGCUCGGCGACGUGGAUGCAAACGGCGACAUGGAGUACGCCGUGACGAUUCACAACGGUUUCCAGGCGCUGCAGUGGAUCCAGGAAUAUGAAGCCCUCGGCAAGCAAUAGCAUGUCCGUGUGCUCAGCUGAGGUCCACCCCGAUAACUCAUCAGCCAUCAACACGAUCCAUCAUGUAUUUCC